AUGUCCGGGUUUGACAGCUUCAACACAGACUUCUUCCAGACGAGCUACAGUAUCGAUGACCAGGCGCAGCCCUACGACUACAGCGGCCGGCCGUAUGGCAAGCACUAUGGAGGCUACGAGUACUCGCAGCAGAGCGGGUUUGUGCCCCCGGACAUGGUGCAGCAGCAGCAGCCCUACACGGGGCAGAUCUACCAGCCCACGCAGACGUACACUCCGACCUCAGCACAGUCUUUUUAUGGAAGUAAUUUCGAGGAUGAGCCUCCUCUGUUAGAAGAACUGGGGAUCAACUUUGACCACAUCUGGCAGAAGACACUAACAGUGCUCCACCCGUUGAAAGUGGCAGAUGGCAGCAUCAUGAAUGAGACUGACUUGGCAGGACCCAUGGUCUUCUGUCUAGCUUUUGGAGCCACGUUGUUACUGGCAGGCAAAAUCCAGUUUGGGUACGUGUAUGGAAUCAGUGCCAUCGGCUGUUUGGGGAUGUUUUGUCUCCUGAACUUGAUGAGCAUGACGGGCGUCUCCUUCGGCUGCGUCGCCAGUGUCCUUGGAUACUGUCUCCUUCCCAUGAUCCUGCUCUCCACUUUCGCGAUUGUAUUUUCGUUGCAGGGAAUGAUGGGGAUUAUUCUCACAGCUGGAAUCAUUGGCUGGUGCAGCUUUUCUGCUUCCAAAAUCUUUAUUUCUGCCUUAGCAAUGGAAGGACAACAACUUCUAGUAGCAUACCCCUGUGCUUUGUUGUACGGAGUCUUUGCUCUCAUUUCUGUGUUCUGAAUGGACUGUCCAGAGGGUUGGACUCCUGUGGGCCAAACUGAGAACAGCGACUUGGAACAUUUGGUUGGACCAGAACCGGCUGCAGAUAACUCUAUGGUGUGGCUAUCACAAAACUUAAACCUGUUUUGAAUCAUCUGGAACAAUGAAAACAAUGUCUCAUGUACACUUUUUUAGGACUUUGAGUACUGUUUUCAAUUGACCUGAGGUGUCUAUAGCUUUAAUAAGUGUCCAGGCUUGUCACACUCGUGUAACCUCUUUCCCAUUCCUGUAUCUUUAGAAAAGUACCUUUUGGUUGUUUAUUUGAA
Leptosomus discolor (cuckoo roller) is the source of this 1070-nucleotide messenger RNA. The record is from RefSeq and is a predicted model, not a curated record. NCBI's taxonomy places the organism in Eukaryota, Metazoa, Chordata, Aves, Leptosomiformes, Leptosomidae.